Molecule: messenger RNA, 1517 nt
Organism: Dipodomys ordii (Ord's kangaroo rat)
Lineage: Eukaryota; Metazoa; Chordata; Mammalia; Rodentia; Heteromyidae
Gene: Slc7a9
Product: solute carrier family 7 (amino acid transporter light chain, bo,+ system), member 9
Exons: 13
Coding region: 15-1484 (489 amino acids)
Biological process (GO): amino acid transmembrane transport
Cellular component (GO): membrane
Molecular function (GO): L-amino acid transmembrane transporter activity
Source: RefSeq, a predicted model, not a curated record
UCCUGGGGGUGCAGAUGCCAAGGCUCAGCUCUUCAGCCAUCACAGAGUCAAGGGAGAAAGCCUCCUGGAAGCAGAAGGAGGACGCGAUGGGGGAGGCCAGCCUUUGGAAACGGACCAAGGAGGAGAAGUCAGUCCAGAACAAUGGACCCAAGACUACGAAUCUCCAGAAAGAGGUGGGCCUGCUCAGCGGUGUCUGCAUCAUCGUGGGCACCAUCAUCGGCUCCGGAAUCUUCAUCUCCCCCAAAUCUGUGCUCAGCAACACGGAGGCCGUGGGGCCCUGCCUGGUCAUAUGGGCUGCCUGCGGGGUUCUGGCAACACUAGGCGCUCUGUGCUAUGCCGAGCUGGGCACAAUGAUCACCAAGUCGGGGGGCGAGUACCCCUACCUGAUGGAGGCCUUUGGCCCCAUUCCCGCUUACCUGUUCUCCUGGACCAGCCUGAUGGUCACAAAGCCCACGUCCUUCGCCAUCAUCUGCCUCAGUUUCUCCGAGUACGUGUGUGCCGCCUUCUACUCGGGCUGUCAGCCACCCAAUGUGGUUGUGAAAUGUCUCGCUGCUGCCGCCAUCUGGCUCAUCACCACGGUCAACGCCCUGAGUGUGCGCCUCGGGAGCUACGUCCAGAACAUCUUCACCGCGGCCAAGCUAGUCAUCGUUGCUAUCAUCAUCAUCAGUGGGAUUGUCCUCCUGGCCCAAGGAAAUACAAAGAAUUUUGAAAAUUCUUUUUCCGGAACACAGACAUCAGUGGGUGCCAUCAGCCUGGCAUUUUACAAUGGCCUGUGGGCAUACGAUGGAUGGAACCAACUCAAUUACAUCACGGAAGAACUUAGAAAUCCUUACAGAAACCUGCCCCUGGCCAUUAUCCUGGGGAUCCCUCUGGUGAUGGUGUGCUACAUCCUCAUGAACGUCUCCUACUUCACGGUGAUGACCCCCACGGAGCUGCUGCAGUCCCAGGCCGUGGCCGUGGGAACCCACUGCAACUCAAUACAACCAGGUACUAUUUGGCUCAUUUAUGUUGCUGGCAGGGAAGGCCACAUGCUGAAAGUGCUGUCCUACGUUAGCGUCAGGCGCCUCACACCUGCCCCAGCCCUCAUCUUCUACGGCAUCAUUGCCACCAUCUACAUCAUCCCCGGAGACAUCAACUCCUUGGUCAAUUACUUCAGCUUCGCCUCUUGGCUCUUCUAUGGCGGGACAGUUCUAGGACUCAUUGUGAUGAGGUUCACGAAGAAAGACCUGGAAAGGCCCAUCAAGGUGCCCAUCGCCAUCCCCGUGGUGGUGGUGCUCAUCUCGGUGUUCCUGGUUCUGGCCCCGAUCAUCAGCGAACCCGCGUGGGAGUACCUCUACUGCGUGCUCUUCAUUCUCAGCGGCCUUAUCUUCUACUUCCUUUUUGUCCACUACAAAUUCGCAUGGGCUCAGAAAAUCUCAAGGCCAGUGACCAUGCACCUGCAGAUGCUGAUGGAAGUAGUCCCCCCGGAGAAGGACCCCGAGUAGCGCGCUCGCCGCCGCGGCCCGGCCCGCCCCGCG